CCGGAGGGCAGGACCGGCGCCGGGUGGGAGGCACGGUUGCUCCGCUGGGCUCUGGGAGCCCGGCCCCGGUUCUGGCCCCGCCAUGGUGCGGCUGCACGUGAAGCGCGGUGACGAGAGCCAGUUCCUGCUGGAGGUGUCUGUCAGCCAUCGCCUCGCCGACCUGGCUCCUCUGGUCGCCCGCAUCUACAAUGGGAGGCUGAAAGUGCAGCGCCUCUGCUCAGAGAUGGAGGAGCUGGCAGAGCAUGGCACUUCUUUGCCUUAUAACAUGCAAGGACUGACAGAUGAGCAAAUUGAAGAACUGAAGUUAAAGGAUGAGUGGGCAGAAAAGUGUGUACCCAGUGGUGGAAGUGUCUUCAAGAAGGAUGUAAUGGGGCGAAGAAAUGGACAUGCUCCAAAUGAAAAAAUGCAGCAAGUUAUAAAGAAGACAAUAGAGGAAGCCAAGGCAUUAAUCUCUAGGAAACAAGUUCAGGCCAAUGUGUGUGUUAAUAUGGAGACGGUGAAAGAUGCAUUGGACCAGCUCCGGGGGGCUGUGAUGAUUGUGUAUCCAAUGGGAUUGCCUCCACAUGAUCCAGUUAGGAUGGAGUUUGAAGAUAAAGAAGACUUGUCAGGAACACAUGCUGGACAUGCAGUUAUAAAAGAAUCACAAGCACAAUUAUGGUGGGCAGGAAAGGAAUUGAAAGAAACAAAGUUGCUCUCUGACUAUGUAGGCAAAAAUGAGAAAACAACCAUCAUUGUCAAGAUACAAAAAAAAGGAGAAGGAGCUCCAGGACGUGAACCUCUGAUUAGUCAUGAAGAACAAAAACAGAUGAUGCUGCAUUACUACAGAAAGCAGGAGGAACUUAAGAAACUAGAAGAGGAUGAUGACGACUCAUUUCUAAAUGCUGAGUGGGCAGACAACCAGGCUUUGAAAAGGCAAUUUCAUGGUGUAAAAGACAUCAAGUGGGGGCCAAGGUGAAGCUCUGCAAACACCUCUUGAAGCUGUUUGGUUGAUACAUUUAUUUGCAAUGAAGAGUUGUGUGCUGUAGAUUCUGCUGACAAAAGCUGAAGUUUCCACUUCCGUAGCAGAUGCCCCUUUCAGCCUUAGUUUUUCAAUAAAAAAUUUACACUUCUGUGUGGCUGUAGCAGCAUUCAUCUCUGCAAGGAGCAGAGUCAAUCCUGUUGAAGUCUGUCAUUAUAUUAGAAACUUGUAACUUGAAUAUUAGAAACAUUAAUUUAAAUAUUGAAACGUUGAGCUAUUUUGUAGAUAAUAUAGCCAGUAAAUAUGCACUAGAAUGUUUGGUAUCGUUUUGAGUGGUCUUUAUACUUUCUUCCUGAUUCUUUUAUUUCUUUUAGAGGGUACAUUGUGUAGAAGGUAACUUACAAAAUAAGAAACCAUUUUUUCUAGGCUAAUGCAGUGAAAGUGUUUUUUAUGUGCUUGUUUGCAUUUCAACAUAGCUUGUUUUGAAAUAUCACUUUCAAAUUAAUCAACCUCUUAACAACUGUUUAAAGAAAGUAUUUUUGUAUAAAAAAAAAUAACUCUAAAAAGCUUAAUUUUAAUUCUUUUUGUUUAGUGUUCUUUGACACUGAAAACCAUUCUUGGUCAGUUUAACAAUCUGUUAGCCUUGAUGCUUUUAUAAAGAGAUUAGCACAAAUCUGUUUACAAAAGCAAGUAUCUCUUGUAAGUAGAUUGGUUGCAGUAACACCAAAUUUAAUAAAGCAAGAUCUUUAACAUGGAAA
Molecule: messenger RNA, 1716 nt
Organism: Calypte anna (Anna's hummingbird)
Lineage: Eukaryota; Metazoa; Chordata; Aves; Apodiformes; Trochilidae
Gene: CFAP298
Product: cilia and flagella associated protein 298
Exons: 8
Coding region: 83-955 (290 amino acids)
Biological process (GO): regulation of cilium movement
Source: RefSeq, a predicted model, not a curated record